Exophiala xenobiotica is the source of this 1836-nucleotide messenger RNA. RefSeq lists its product as uncharacterized. The transcript has 7 exons. NCBI's taxonomy places the organism in Eukaryota, Fungi, Ascomycota, Eurotiomycetes, Chaetothyriales, Herpotrichiellaceae. Gene Ontology annotation, biological process: regulation of DNA-templated transcription; DNA-templated transcription. The record is from RefSeq and is a predicted model, not a curated record. Gene Ontology annotation, cellular component: nucleus. The coding region runs from base 1 to 1836 and encodes 611 amino acids. Gene Ontology annotation, molecular function: transcription cis-regulatory region binding; DNA-binding transcription factor activity, RNA polymerase II-specific; zinc ion binding.
AUGGAAGCAACAUCGAUCGAACGGCCAGCCUCGCAGAGGCACCGGUCAGUAGCUUGUUCAGAGUGUCGCCAGCACAAGCUGAAAUGCGAUGCGCAUCAAGACUAUUCCAAGCCAUGUUCUCGUUGUCGGCGCAGGAGUCUAGAGUGCAAGAUAUUGGGAGACUACAAGAGAAUCAAGAAACCAACGAAGGCUGAGCUAGUUCGCGAAAUCGAGCGCAUUCGUAAAGAAGUCAAUCCGACGACAGCAUCAGAUGUGCGACCAUUAGAACAUGACUCGACGCUUCAGGGCCAGACGAAUCAUGGUUCCAAAUCCACCACCCCAUACAAUAUCGCAGCGGCCCUGAGCGAGAUUCCUUACAGUCCAGCUUCUUCCGUCUCGACAGAGUACCAGCACAACUUGCAACAGGAUGCUAUCUUGGACCUGCAGGGUCAAAGCAGAACGAUUGACGGUGUAACGAUCGCCUCAGAAAAGAUCAAUGACUGCUUCAAUAUCUUCGCUACCCACUACUCACCUCAAGUACCAAUUGUCGAACAGCCGAUGUUAUUGGAUGCCACAUUUGAAAAAUCGCCCUUGCUCUUCUGGACAAUUGUCACCUUAGGAUCGCGAAAGUACAGUCAGGAUCCGACUGUAUUCCAUCAACUUUCUCAUCGAAUGGCUACUCUGGCAUUUCAGAGCUUGAAAUCGCGGCAAUCACCCAUCCAAACUGUUCAGGCGCUUGUUCUUUUGUGCGCUUGGCCGCUUCCUGUGAAACACCUACUUAAUGAUAAGAUUCACACUUUGGCCGGUGCCUGUAUGCAGCUUGCUCUCCAGAUCGGGCUACACGUUUCUGGUGUCGGGCAAGACUUUGCUAGGGAGCGUGUGCAGGCUCAAGUGUCGGAGCAAAAUUACAGGGCUCUGCUGUGGCGAUAUUGCACCAUAGUUUGCCAAAGUGCCAGUAUCGGCGACGGCCUACCUCCAAGCAUGAUCGUCGAGGCUUUUAAUCCGGAUUGGGUGGAUCAGAACACCAUGAGUCCAGAUUUCAAUCAACUGGCUCUCAGGACCAAGCUUCACCAUAUUCAGAGUUCCGCCAUUUCCAAAGUCGUACCAUAUAUCAUGGCCCCGGCCGAUGAUGCGAGUCUUGAAGGAAUCAUUGAGAUCUUUGAUUCUCAAGCACGAAUGCUUCAGUCACAGCUGCAGGACGACAUAGAUAUGUUGACGAUGUACUGCGUCCGUUUGCACAUAUGUGUCUCUCGAUUCAUGGUCAGACAGCCUGUAUCGAUGACUGGACUCAUCGAGCUCUAUGGCAUAGCCAUCAACUUAAUCGAGAAAUAUUCGUCGAUGGACGCAGCCUCGGACCUUGCACUGUACUCAACAUUCUACCUUUCCCGUGCGCUUGGGCUUGCUGCGUUUGUGGUACUCAAGCUCCACCACUCGCCACAGCAUCUAGUCAUCGAUCGCGAAAGAGGGGAGCGCUGCUACUUUAGCGUCAUCAGGCUAUGUCGUCGAAGGUCCUUGGAUACCCCGGAUCUGGACUCGAGGCUUGCAACAAUUUUGACUGAGCUGUGGUCCAGCUCAAUGGUCUUUCGCGGCCCUGACGGAAUUUUCGAUGCUCUCAAUGUGAGAAUUCGAAGCCGUCUGACAAUGAGCGUAUUCUUCGAUUGUCUCUGGUGGUGGAGACAGGAGUUUCGAGGCCAGCCAGAUCCAUUUGUCUCACAACCGUCGGCCGUCAGACAGACAGCUGCGGAUAGUUUGACACAACUAGUCGACCCAUUUAUGGUGUUUUCAGACGGCUUAGACUACGAUGAAAACUACUUCGGGAUGUAUGGGACAUACCACGCUACGUUGCCAUACUCAUAG